UCGGACUAAACCAACACGCUGGGACGGGCGGGGGAAACAGUAGGAAAUCUUGGCUAUAAUGUAGUAGGACGGACCGCUGGAAGCUCAGGCGAAGGGGGCGACACAUUGCUCUUUAAUAUCGUUGGACGAAUAAUGUUGCUAUUUGAUUACUACAAUCAGGCUAUAGAACGUAGCCUAUUACACGAAGCAGGCCCGAGGAAUCAUUCCAGGUGUGUGUUUGGCUGCGGUGACCUGUGUCUGUGAGGGUGUUACUCGUGACUGAGCAAGGAUCAGCUCCUGUGUUCAGGUGGCUUUGUCUGAGUGGGAGGAGUCAGGGUUCAAAGGUUGUGGCUCUGGGGACCCAAGGGAUGGAUCUCCAUAUGAGGCCCUACUGAGAGGGCUGGGGACCUACUAAGGUUUUGGGGUCACACACGCUUCUCUUCCUGGUGCAGUGAUGGCCACAUCAUGACCCUGAUGGACAUGAGUGCCCAAGGGCUGUGAGAGCCCCUUGGGGAAACUUCAGGCACAAACACACUCUCUUCCUCAUACAGAAGCACUCUCUCACUCACACACACACACUUAUUAAAACAAACACACACACAGAGCAUGUUGGAGGUCCAGGAGGAGAGGCCUGCCGCGGCAGGAGGGACAGCAGCGACACAUUUCAGCAAGAAAGAGCGAGGAAAGAAAGAACGAGAGGAGGCCAAGGACGGCCGGGGGAAUCUUGGGAAUAUCGGGAACAGUGCUCUGGGUUCGGGUGGCCGAGGGAACGGCAGAGGGAAAGCCCCUCACACACACACAGGCAGCCCCCACCAGCUCAUCACCCCACCCUGCUCUGUGGUGCUGGGAGCCCCCUCCAUUCAUCACAACAGACUGAAGAACUCCCCAUCCAACACACAGAGUCCUAAACCCAAGCCAGAGGGAAUGGUGCGCUCCCCUCCAGUCAUGUCCCCCUCCGGUGGCGCCACCCAGAUGGACUCCAAACUUCCCAAUCAGAGCAAACCAGGAAGCGCCGGCAGCCAAUCGCAGGCCUCGCCAUGCGACCCCAAGACAGUGGGUGGUAAGGGCUCCCAGCAGGGCGGCAUGUCAGGGGUGGGCCCAGGAGGUAUGGGGGGUCUGAAGAAUGGCCAGGGCCUGAACUCUGGGGGACAGGGGACAAAGGUCAAGGUGAAGAGGGAGAGGAGCACCUCAGUGGAGUCCUACAACGAGCAGCAGCCAGGCAUAGCCACGCCCACCAGCGACGACAAGGACAGUAACAAGGUGAAGAGGAUGUGUGUGGCUGAGAGGAGGCAGCCCUACAGUGGAGCUGACUGGUGCUCUGGAGGAGAGAGUGAUGAGGACGACAAAGGAUUCUUCAACUGUAACUCCAGUGACGUGAAGCCCCAGGACUCCAACUCCCAUCCUCCCCCCAACGCUGGACUCAGCCGCUCCUCCACACCCUCCCACAAUGCACUAGGAGGCCAGGGCGCAGCGUCGGAGGCGGGUGGUCAGAAGGCUGGGUCUAAAGUGGUUUACGUCUUCACUACAGAGAUGGCCAACAAGGCUGCUGAUGCUGUUCUAACAGGCCACUCAGAAAACAUCAUCAACUUCCACAUGAGAAACAUCUCCAACAGCAAGGACAAGAUCCCCCUCCCACCCCUGAACGAUCAGGCAAGACCCCUCCGAGGAGACUCCAAGCCCUCCCAGCAGUCCUCAUCUCAUUCCUCAGACAAGAACCACCAGACAGGGUCUAAACCUGGCCCGACUGAUCAAGCGCCACCACAGCCCCCUCCCCAGGGGGUAAAGCCUGGUUCACUCACCCAGGAUGGGGCCUCCUCAGCAGACAUGGACCCCAAGAACCUCCAUGGCAGCAGCCCUGGUAAUACCAUGGGUCCAGGUGACCAGACCCCUGGGUGCCAGCCCCAGUCUGAGCAGGGCAUGCCUCCUCUGAACCCCCCUCAGCCUGGUGAAGGAGGAGGGCUGGGGCCCAUAGGGAUGGGUCAGCCUGGUCUGACCCCCCAGCAGCAACAGCAGCAACUGGCCCAGGAACUUCUCAACAUGGAGGCCAACACAGAGGGCCUGUCCCAGGAACAGCUAGAGCACCGCCAGCGCUCCCUCCAGACCCUGCGAGACAUCCAGCGCAUGCUCUUCCCAGAUGACCGCGAUGCCCCACCGCCACCCGGUCCUAUUGGGGGACUCCCCCAGUCCCACGACGGCAUGCCCGAUGGGGGGCCCAGGAGGCCGGAGCAGGGCCCUCUCCAGGCCAUGAUGGCCCAAUCCCAGAGCCUAGGUCCACCAGGGGGUUCGGGAGGGUCCCGAUCCCAGGGAACCCCAUUUGGCCCCCCACAUGGUCACCCCAGAGACAUGCCCCCUUUCCCAGAUGAGCUGGGCCACAUGAUGGGUCCUGGAGGGUGUGGGGAUGGAGAUCACAUGACCCCGGAGCAGGUGGCCUGGCUGAAGCUGCAGCAGGAGUUCUACGAGGAGAAGAAGAGGAAACAGGAAAUGCAUCAUCGCCCACUUCCUCCCGACAUGAUGAUGCACCCCCACGGGUCGCGCGGCAUGAUGCGAGGGCCCCCACCACCCUACCAGAUGGGCCCUGGAGAGGUGUGGGUUCCAGGGGGGCCAGGAGGGCCACCAGAGCACUAUCACGAUCGCAUGGCAAUGGGCCCCAGAGGGAUGCCUCCUCACAUGCAGAGGAUGCCUGGGUUCCCCCAGGGUAUGAUGAACCCUGACAUGGAGGGACCCCCCAGGCCCGGGAUGGGCUGGCCUGAAGACAUGCCCCCGAGGAUGGGGGACGGCCGGGGGUUCCCAGGAGGGCCAGGGGGUAUGUUCGGAGGUCCAGGGGUGCGGGGAGAGCGCUUCCCCAACCCCCAGUCAGUCCAGGAGGCUAUGUUUCACCAGGGGAUGGGAGGCGACAAGGGACCGGGCCUUCCUCCACAGAUGAUGAUGGAGAUGCAAAGGAUGAUGGGACACCAAAGAGGUGGCAUGGAGCCGGGUAACGGGGGCGGGAUGAUGUUUCCCAGGAUGCCCGGCGAGGGCUCCAUGAGCCCCUCUUCCAGACUGGUUGUGAUGGGGAGCCGGGACAUGGGCCCUGAGUUUGGCAUGGGCCCCCAUGGGAACCCCCAGCUACGAGAGGGGCCUAUGAACAUGAGCCCAGACGAGAUGAUGAGAAUGAGAGGGCAUCCAAUGGACAACAUGGGGCCCCAGGGAAGGCAGAUGCACUUCACAGACCAGCCCCAGCCAGGGGACUUCCCCAUGGGACCCGCACGGCCCUUCCCUGGUGGUCCUGGCGGUAUGAGGGGCCCUCAUGGAGAGCAGGUCUAUGCUGGCCCGGAGCACAGGACCACCCCUACGGGGGGCAAUGGCCGCCUCAACCACCACCCGCCCUCCGCCGGACCCCCCCAGGGCCAGAGGGGACGUAAGCCUGCAGAGCUGAUCAUCCAGCCAGGAGGGGGCAGCUCACCCAGUAUUAACCCCCUCAAGUCCCCUCCUUUGAGGCAGGUGCAGUCCCCCAUGAUGGGCUCUCCCUCUGGGAACCUCAAGUCCCCCCAGACCCCCUCCCAGCUGGCUGGUAUGCUCUCCGGCACUCCGGGACCCAAUGGCCCCCCUAACACUGCCAACUCGGCUCCCAUGAAGUCUCCUCACUCUAUGAUGGGGUCUGCUGGUGCCUCCCCUGUAAAUAUGAGGUCCCCGUCCCUCCCCAACCCUUCUCCAGGGUGGGCCUCUUCCCCAAAACCCCCCAUGCCCAGCCCAGGUAUCCCUCAGCAGCAAGGGGGUAAAACCCCCCUCAGUAUGACCUCACCUAACAUGAUGGGAAAUAUGGAGCAAGGUGGUAAUGGCCCCCUCUCGGCCCCCCCCUCGUCAGGAGCCCAGUCUGGCUCCAUGCCCCUCCAGGGGGGUCCAGGCAGCGCCCCGACCGGCAGCCCUUACUCCCUACCCCCCGAACCUACGCUAUCCCAGAACCCCCUCUCCAUCAUGAUGUCACGCAUGUCCAAGUUCGCCAUGCCCAGCUCCACCCCCCUCUAUCAUGACGCCAUCAAGACCGUGGCGAGCUCAGAUGACGACUCUCCCCCUGCACGCUCCCCGAACCUGCCCUCCAUGAACAACAACGGUAUGGGAAUGAACCACCACCAAGGUCCUCCUCGCAUGAUGGGCCCCAGCUCCUCUGGCCCCAUGCCUGUUCUCAGUCCCCUGGGUAUGACCCCCGUGGGCUCACAGCCUCUCUCCCACGGUAUGCCCCAGCAGAUGCCCUCCCCAAACCCCCCCAACAUGGGCCCUGGCAUGAUGCCUCAUGGCAUGAUGAUGCAUCCCAACCCCCAGGACCAAGGCAUGGGUAACCCCCAGAUGAUGCCCCAGGGGCGCAUGGGCUACCCCCACAGAGGGCAGGGCUACCCCCUCCCCCAGUCCCCCUCCCAGCAGGGUGCCUACUCCCCCCACAAUGGCCCUGUUCCCCAGGGCUUCCCAGGACACCCCAUGGGCUUCCAGGGAGAAGGGGGUCCUAUGGGGGGUCGGAUGGGGAACAUGCCUCCUGGAGCUGGAGGCGAUGGAGGUAGGCCCAACAACCCUGGAGGACCACAGUUCAACAUGCACGGAGAGUUCAGUGAUGUAGACCUGCAUGAGGUGAUGCGAACCGGAGCGUCCGGUAUGCCAGAGUUUGACCUGUCCAGGAUCAUCCCAUCAGAAAAGCCCAGCCAGACGCUGUCCUACUUUCCUAGGGGAGGAGGAGAUGGCCCCGGCCCAGGGGGGAAACCUCCACACAUGCAGGGAAUGAUGCAGGGGAUGAUGGGGGAGGGCCCCCCAAGGAUGGGCAUGCCCAUGCAGGGGCUGGGGGGGAUGCCAGGUGGGCCGGGAGGCACUAUGGGCCCCCAGGAUAUGCCCAUGGGAAACCCUUCCCAUAAUCCUAUGAGGGCACAUGGGCCCCCAGGGUUCAUGGGUCAGGGCAUGAUGGGACCUCAGCACCGGAUGAUGUCACAGGGGGGUCCAGCGGGCAUGAUGCAGGGAAAGGAGAGGGGGGUACUCUACAACCACCCUGGGCCUGGGGGGUCGCCCAACAUGAUGAUGUCUCUGCAAGGCAUGGGCGUCCCCCCCCAGCAGACGACGAUGAUGAUGAUGGGGGGGCAGAUGAGGCAACGUGGCAUGGACAUGGACAUGGGGUUCAGCCCAGGGCCUGGAAUGUUCUAACACACAACUAAUAGAACCAUGGACCUCGAAUGUUGUGAGCUCAUAUACAGAAUGGGAUGGAAUGUGUCACGGCAGAAGAGAGAGAUGGAUUAAAACAUAGAAAGUAAGGAAUGACAGACAGAGAUUGGUACUCUGGCAUGAAACAUGUAUUGGAGAGGAGUGAUGGCGUUCAUGGCUUGUGGGGUCUACAUAGCCCAGUACUUGUCUUUUGCCACAAGCAUUUAAUUUGGUCUCUUCAGAAAUGUCUGAAUGUAUGGGAUUGUUGUGCUUCAAUGUCACAAUUAAACUGUUCCUCAAGUGUUUGUGUUAAAUCUCUGACUACAAGGUUUGAGUGUCGAAGAGGAAUGAGAUAAACCACCUUGGAGGACUGUACCGCUAGCUAGCUGUAAAUCAACUUUUUCAAAUCAGUAAACAAAAUCAACAACGGAUUUUCCCAGCAAAGGAUAAGGAACUUAAAAAUGGAAUAAAAAGACUUUGUGAAAUAAAAUCGUAUUUUGUGAAGAUUAAUGGAAUUAUAUCUUCUCUAGCUCCAUCGUUUUGACUAUUUCUGUCCUGUGUGUGUGUGUGUGUGUGUGUGUGUGUGUGUGUGUAGGGGGGGGGUACGAGCCUGCGACGGUGUGUGUUUUGUGUUGUAAGUAUGUAUAGGAAUUCUAUCAGUGACCUCUAAGCUCUCUUACCCACCUUUUCAUUGGGGGAGGGAUGCCACUCUAAAGAACAGUACUGUUUACCAUUGGUGGGAUAUUUUCAUUUUUGUCUUUUAAUUUCCUUUAAAUUCAUUGUAUAACAAACCAAACUUUGACCUCAUAGAGAUAAUGGUAUUAUUAAAAAAGCACAAACAUUGAUAAA
Molecule: messenger RNA, 5985 nt
Organism: Oncorhynchus keta (chum salmon)
Lineage: Eukaryota; Metazoa; Chordata; Actinopteri; Salmoniformes; Salmonidae
Product: B-cell CLL/lymphoma 9 protein-like
Exons: 11
Coding region: 586-5139 (1517 amino acids)
Biological process (GO): canonical Wnt signaling pathway; positive regulation of transcription by RNA polymerase II
Cellular component (GO): beta-catenin-TCF complex
Molecular function (GO): beta-catenin binding; transcription coactivator activity
Source: RefSeq, a predicted model, not a curated record